This is a messenger RNA of Phaethon lepturus (White-tailed tropicbird), 1845 nucleotides long. RefSeq names its product oxysterol binding protein-like 1A (gene OSBPL1A). Gene Ontology annotation, cellular component: cytosol; intracellular membrane-bounded organelle; membrane. Lineage: Eukaryota; Metazoa; Chordata; Aves; Phaethontiformes; Phaethontidae. Gene Ontology annotation, molecular function: cholesterol binding. Bases 223 to 1590 code for a protein of 455 amino acids. The transcript has 14 exons. The record is from RefSeq and is a predicted model, not a curated record.
AAUUUGAAACUGGAGCAUGAGCAGGAGAAAAACAAGAUCUUGUCAGAAGCAUUAGAGACAUUAGCUACUGAACACCAUGAACUAGAGCAGUCUCUGGUUAAGGGAUCUCCGCCACUCAGCAUCAUCAGUGAAGAGCAGUUCUAUGAUGCUGUUUCAGAUUCAGAAUCUGAAAAAUCAUUAAGUGGGUUUGAAACAACAACGGCCUACUCACCAGAGGACAGCAUGGAUUCAAGAGAUACAAUAACUUCAAGCAUGUCUGAAGAAAAGGUUUGUGGCAGCGGGGAGUUGCUGUCUAACGGAAUCAAAAAACACAGAACAAGCUUGCCAUCUCCAAUGUUUUCCAGAAAUGAUUUCAGUAUCUGGAGUAUCUUAAGAAAAUGCAUUGGAAUGGAGUUGUCGAAGAUCACAAUGCCAGUUAUAUUCAAUGAGCCACUGAGCUUUCUGCAACGACUUACAGAGUAUAUGGAACAUACAUACCUCAUCCACAAAGCCAGCUCACUUUCCAGUACAACUGAGCGAAUGCAGUGUGUUGCUGCAUUUGCUGUGUCUGCUGUAGCCUCGCAGUGGGAACGUACAGGGAAACCAUUCAACCCAUUGCUUGGAGAGACAUAUGAAUUGAUCAGAGAAGAUCUUGGAUUUAGACUUCUGUCAGAGCAAGUUAGCCAUCAUCCACCAAUCAGUGCUUUUUUUGCUGAAGGUUUAAAUAAUGAUUUUGUGUUUCAUGGAUCAAUUUAUCCUAAACUCAAAUUCUGGGGCAAGAGUGUGGAAGCGGAACCAAAAGGCACAAUGACUUUGGAGCUUCUUGAACACAAUGAAGCCUACACAUGGACAAAUCCUACGUGCUGUGUGCAUAACAUUAUUGUGGGCAAACUUUGGAUUGAGCAGUACGGAAAUGUGGAAAUAACUAACCAUAAAACUGGGGAGAAAUGUGUACUAAGCUUCAAGCCCUGUGGUCUCUUUGGGAAGGAAUUGCACAAAGUUGAAGGCUACAUUCAGGACAAAAGCAAAAAGAAACUUUGUGCACUGUAUGGGAAGUGGACUGAGUGUUUGUACAGUGUUGACCCAGCUACAUUUGAAGCUUACAAAAAAAAUGACAAGAAAAAUGCAGAAGAGAAGAAAAGCGGUAAACAGGUGGGCAAUACUGAGGAACCAGAUGAGAUGCCGUUGCCAGAUUCUGAAAGCGUGUAUGUUAUUCCUGGAAGUAUUUUGCUAUGGAAGAUAACUCCAAGACCUCCAAAUUCAGCACAGAUGUAUAAUUUUACUAGCUUUGCUAUGGCUUUGAAUGAGUUGGACAAAGAAAUGGAGAGUGUCAUUCCCAAAACUGAUUGCCGGCUACGACCAGAUAUCAGAGCCAUGGAAAAUGGAGAAAUAGAUCUAGCUAGUGAAGAAAAGAAGAGGCUAGAAGAAAAACAAAGGACUGCCCGCAAAAAUCGUUCAAAGUCAGAGGAAGACUGGAAGACAAGUCACCCAUCAUCCCAGAGUCCCAGAUGGUUCCACCAAGGCUCCAAUCCCUAUACUGGUACACAGGACUGGCUUUAUUCUGGCAACUACUGGGACAGAAACUACUUUAACUUGCCUGAUAUUUAUUAAAAUGCAAUAAGGAGCCUGUGACUGAUACAAAUAAGUCUUAACCUGUUUUAAUAUUUUCCUUUGUUUUACUUAUCUCCUGAAAAAACUGAUGUUAUCAAACAGAAUAUUAAGCAUCUCCACAGUAAACCUGGUGGUACAUGAUCUGCAGUCCCAGAGCUAGGGGAAUAAUUUUUCUGGCUGAUGGUGGGUCCUGUGUGGACAAAGUCAGUUGCCAUGGUUUUGAGCUGCCCUGUUUGCAGAAUACACCUAUAUUAG